Racocetra fulgida is the source of this 291-nucleotide messenger RNA. NCBI's taxonomy places the organism in Eukaryota, Fungi, Glomeromycota, Glomeromycetes, Diversisporales, Gigasporaceae. The record is from the annotation of a GenBank genome assembly.
ACACUUUUAUUGAAACAACUUGAAUCAGUUCAAGAAAUAGUAAAUGAAAAUUUCAAUGGCCCUCUUGAUGCUGAGCAAAUCUCCAAGACUCUAAAGCUUACAAUGGAAUUUGUAGAAAAAAUGUUAAAAAAUGACAAUAAAAAAGAAGAAAUCACAUAUCUGCUCCCGUAUAUCCAACUAGCUCUAACUGCAAGAAGAAUAAGCCCAUCACCAGCACCCUCUAUGUUCGCUACUCUGAAAGUUCCUAUUGUGAAGCCCAGCAAAAAAGACCUGCUAUGGCAGGAAAUAUAG